Thermochaetoides thermophila DSM 1495 is the source of this 438-nucleotide messenger RNA. RefSeq lists its product as uncharacterized. Gene Ontology annotation, biological process: dGTP catabolic process. Bases 1 to 438 code for a protein of 145 amino acids. Gene Ontology annotation, molecular function: 8-oxo-7,8-dihydrodeoxyguanosine triphosphate pyrophosphatase activity. The transcript has 3 exons. Gene Ontology annotation, cellular component: cytosol. The record is from RefSeq and is a predicted model, not a curated record. NCBI's taxonomy places the organism in Eukaryota, Fungi, Ascomycota, Sordariomycetes, Sordariales, Chaetomiaceae.
AUGGCUACAUCGGUAGUUAGAGUCGGCGUGGCCGCCAUCAUCAGCGAUGGCCAAGGCCGGGUGGUCAUCGGCGUUCGUAAGAGUACUUCUCAUGGCACCGGGCAGUGGCAAUUUCCGGGCGGUCAUCUCGAAAUGGGAGAGAGCUUCUUUGCCUGUGCUGAGCGGGAGACCCUCGAGGAGACCGGCCUGGUCGUCAAGGCUGAGAAGAUGAUUGCCGCGACGAACGACAUCUUUGACCCCAAGUCGAAACACUACAUCACUGUGUUUGUGAAGUGCAGACGGGUUGAUGAGACCCAGGAGCCUGUGUGCGAGUCCUGGUCGUGGAAGACCUGGGCUGACGUCAAGGAGAUGCUCGCCCGGGAGGGAGGAGACCAAAAGAUUUUUCUGCCUAUUGUCAACCUUGUCAGGGAUCAUCCUGACAUUGAGUCGCUGGUCUAG